CAGAACGUCGGACGUAUCCGUGAGAUUUCCGAAGGGAUCGCGUUCGGGGCUAGGCCCGGACCAGGCCGUGGCUCCCCUUCUUUACGCCCGUGCUCUCCCUACCCGGUGCCAGUGUGGGAAUGAUCAAUGAGCUAAGCAAUGUUCCUGUCCCUGUCAUGUUAAUGCCAGAUGACUUUAAAGCCUACAGUAAGAUUAAGGUGGACAAUCAUCUUUUCAACAAGGAAAAUUUGCCGAGCCGUUUUAAAUUUAAGGAGUACUGCCCGAUGGUGUUCCGAAACCUCCGAGAGAGAUUUGGGAUCGAUGACCAAGAUUAUCAGAACUCGGUGACGCGGAGCGCCCCAGUGAACAGCGACAGCCAAGGUCGCUGUGGGGCCCGUUUCCUGACCACUUACGACAGGCGGUUUGUCAUUAAGGCCGUGUCUAGCGAAGAUGUAGCGGAGAUGCACAACAUACUCAAGAAGUACCAUCAGUUUAUAGUGGAAUGCCAUGGGAACACCCUCCUCCCCCAGUUCCUCGGCAUGUACAGACUCACCGUGGACGGGGUGGAAACCUACAUGGUGGUCACCAGGAACGUAUUUAGCCACAGGCUGACGGUGCAUCGAAAGUACGACCUGAAGGGCUCAACGGUGGCCAGGGAAGCAAGUGACAAAGAAAAGGCCAAGGACUUGCCAACGUUCAAAGACAACGACUUCCUGAAUGAAGGCCAGAAGCUCCACGUGGGAGAAGAGAGUAAAAAGAACUUCCUUGAAAAGCUAAAGCGGGACGUGGAGUUCUUGGCUCAGCUGAAGAUCAUGGACUACAGCCUGCUGGUGGGCAUUCACGACGUUGACCGGGCAGAGCAGGAGGAGAUGGAAGUGGAGGAUCGGGCCGAGGACGAAGAGUGCGAGAACGAUGGCAUUGGCGGGAACCCUGUUGGCUCUUAUGGAACCCCCCCUGACAGCCCUGGCAACCUCCUCAACUUCCCACGGUUCUUCGGGCCUGGGGAGUUUGACCCUUCGGUCGACGUCUAUGCCAUGAAAAGCCAUGACAGUGCCCCUAAGAAGGAGGUGUAUUUCAUGGCCAUUAUAGACAUUCUCACGCCAUACGACGCGAAGAAGAAAGCUGCACAUGCUGCCAAAACGGUGAAACAUGGGGCUGGAGCAGAGAUCUCCACGGUGAAUCCGGAGCAGUACUCUAAACGCUUCAAUGAAUUUAUGUCCAAUAUCCUGACAUAGUCGUCUUCUACCUUGAGCCAGAAAGGAAGAGGGGCUACUUCCAAGCAGAGAACGUGGCCUGUGACACUAAAACAGACACUGUAGCAGCACGUGGGGUGUGAGUGAGUGUGAGCAUGUGGCACUGUAUGACUCACAGGAAACUAAUUAGGUGCAUUCUCAAAAAUUCCACUUGACCCAGGUGGAAAAGUGGCUUUUUUUCUUUUGUUACAGAAAUGCCCAAAUAGAGAUUUGAGGCUUUUUUUUUUUUAAGAAAAAAAAUUUAAUUGUCAGCACUGCUGUUCAUAAUGACUUUUCUCCUCUCUGCUUGAGAGGUGAGUAAGGAUACCAUCUAUGGCUGUUGAAAAGGGGUAGCUCUAACCUGCUGCUUGUGUUAAAUAAGAGAAGCAAUGCCUAAAACCACAAGUUGCUGUUCUUU
Pelodiscus sinensis (Chinese soft-shelled turtle) is the source of this 1629-nucleotide messenger RNA. It is a transcript of the gene PIP4K2B, whose product is annotated as phosphatidylinositol-5-phosphate 4-kinase type 2 beta. Gene Ontology annotation, biological process: phosphatidylinositol phosphate biosynthetic process. The record is from RefSeq and is a predicted model, not a curated record. Lineage: Eukaryota; Metazoa; Chordata; Testudines; Trionychidae. Gene Ontology annotation, molecular function: 1-phosphatidylinositol-4-phosphate 5-kinase activity; 1-phosphatidylinositol-5-phosphate 4-kinase activity. Gene Ontology annotation, cellular component: plasma membrane.